AUGCUGCAUGACUUCCUGAGGGACAGGAUGGCCAAGUUACUGGUUGAGAAACCUGAAUUGCGUUUGAAGGCCAAUCAGCAGAAGUUGUUGGACGAGCUCAACAACGAUGACAUUGAGGCGAAUUGCUGGUCUUGCCAUGUGCAAAUUGACAACGACCUGUGGCUGGUGGUGCCCAGUAUGCCCAAGAAUGCGCCGAACCUGAUUGUCUUCCACAAGGGCGAAAUCGCUGUGGAGUUCGGCGGCUUCUUCUGUAAGCGUUUGAUCCAAUUUCAUUUGCCCACUGUGGCGGAUGACAAUGAAGAGCCAGUUGUGCAAGAGCCACAAUCGCUCCUGCCAGAUAGCCAGUAG
Messenger RNA from Cladocopium goreaui, 348 nucleotides. The record is from the annotation of a GenBank genome assembly. NCBI's taxonomy places the organism in Eukaryota, Dinophyceae, Suessiales, Symbiodiniaceae.